Messenger RNA from Hemicordylus capensis (graceful crag lizard), 1742 nucleotides. RefSeq names its product tropomyosin 4 (gene TPM4). Lineage: Eukaryota; Metazoa; Chordata; Lepidosauria; Squamata; Cordylidae. Gene Ontology annotation, molecular function: actin filament binding. The record is from RefSeq and is a predicted model, not a curated record. The coding region runs from base 151 to 1005 and encodes 284 amino acids. Gene Ontology annotation, biological process: muscle contraction; actin filament organization. Gene Ontology annotation, cellular component: actin filament. The transcript is spliced from 9 exons.
UUGGAGAGAGCUCAAAACUCUUGCCGGCUGCCCGGGAGCUUCACUCGCUCGCCCGCCCGCCCGCCUGCCAGCUGACACCAGCCAGCCUCUGCUCCAGGGCUCUCUUCCCCAAAGGACCUUGCCCGAGGGUUGCUUCCACACACUGCAGAGAUGGAGGCCAUUAAGAAGAAGAUGCAGAUGCUGAAGCUGGACAAGGAGAAUGCCAUUGACCGGGCAGAGCAGGCGGAGGCCGACAAGAAGGCUGCGGAGGACAAGUGCAAGCAGGUGGAGGAUGAGCUGGUGGCCCUGCAGAAGAAGCUGAAGGGGACCGAGGAUGAGCUGGACAAGUACUCGGAAGCGCUGAAGGACGCGCAGGAGAAGCUGGAGCAGGCGGAGAAGAAAGCCACCGACGCUGAAGGGGAAGUGGCAGCCCUGAACCGCCGUAUCCAGCUGGUGGAAGAAGAGUUGGAUCGGGCCCAGGAGCGCCUGGCCACAGCUCUGCAGAAGCUGGAGGAGGCCGAGAAGGCCGCCGAUGAAAGCGAGAGAGGGAUGAAGGUCAUUGAGAACCGGGCCAUGAAGGACGAGGAGAAAAUGGAGAUCCAGGAGAUGCAGUUGAAGGAGGCCAAGCACAUCGCGGAGGAGGCUGACCGCAAGUACGAAGAGGUUGCCCGUAAACUGGUCAUUCUGGAGGGAGAGCUGGAAAGAGCUGAAGAACGGGCCGAGGUGUCUGAGCUGAAAUGCAGUGAUCUGGAAGAGGAGCUGAAGAACGUCACCAACAACCUGAAGUCCCUGGAGGCGCAGUCUGAGAAGUACUCUGAGAAGGAGGACAAAUAUGAGGAAGAAAUCAAGCUUCUGACUGACAAACUCAAGGAGGCUGAAACACGAGCUGAAUUUGCAGAGAGAACGGUUGCCAAACUGGAGAAGACGAUUGACGAUCUUGAAGAGAAAGUUGCCCAAGCGAAAGAAGAGAACUUGACUUUGCACCAAACGCUGGAUCAGACCCUAAGCGAACUUGGCAGCAUAUAAAUUGGGGAUGCAGCCCAACUUUCGAAGGCCAAGAAAUCCCCCUCACUCAUGCUUGGAGUGGCCGUUGCCUUUUGGGAACCCCUCCCUCCCCCUCCCCCUCCCCCAUCCAUGCAGAAAGCAAAUCUAACAAGGGACCAAAUACUUUCUUUCCCCUUCACUUUGCCUCUCAAUGUUAUGGCUUUGGGCACAGAUUGAGUGUAGUUUCAUUUGUUCCUGUCAUGCUGUAGUAUGACAGGUUGUAAAACUGGAAAGCUGUACCCCUCCCUCUUCAGUGGCAGGCAUCUUCCAAAGGUGCUAGUCUGGCGGGGGGCACCCUGCUCUUCUGAGGAGGAUGGUAGCUUCUUCCUGUGGCAGUAAUGGUCUGGUGCCUUCUGUCUUCAGUGGCAGGAAGUCUUUUUAAAAGAGGGAUUCUUUUUUUAUGCAGAAGUGUGAUAUUUAUAGACAUGUUUACAGUUAGUGACUUAACCUUCAACAUACAAACUGGACAUCUUAAAUAUUCAUCUGAUCUUGGGCUUCCCAGUUUACAAGUGUGUGCCAAAACCAAUUGAUUGGUUGUGCUCUGAUGGGGAAAAACUGUUGUUGUUUUUAAACUGUAUUUAUUAAAUGUUGGGUGGUGGGAAAAUUAGCAAAAUGAAUCCAGCUGAAAUCUUAUGACACCCCCACCCCUGGACUGCCUCCUGUAACAUGGCAGUAGCUUUUUACCUUUGGAUAUAAUAAACUUUGUGUUUAUGUACACA